Brassica oleracea var. oleracea is the source of this 815-nucleotide messenger RNA. RefSeq names its product ylmG homolog protein 1-2, chloroplastic-like. Gene Ontology annotation, cellular component: membrane. The record is from RefSeq and is a predicted model, not a curated record. Bases 13 to 678 code for a protein of 221 amino acids. The transcript has 2 exons. NCBI's taxonomy places the organism in Eukaryota, Viridiplantae, Streptophyta, Magnoliopsida, Brassicales, Brassicaceae. Gene Ontology annotation, biological process: chloroplast fission.
CCAACAACAAGAAUGGUGUUGUCUUCCACCACCAGCAUCCUCUCUCUUCGCUCUUCAAUCCACAUCAACCCUAGUUUCUUUCCAAUCCACCAACGCCAUAAUCCCUCUCUCCGCCUCUAUCUUCCCCAUAAAUCCACCUCCAAUCUCUCCCACAAAAACCCUAAAACCAUGGUCUCCACCGUCACAUCCUCAUAUCCAACACUCUCCACUGCACCAUCUCCUCCGUUCCCCUUCUCUGACUCAACCAAAUCAAUCACAACCCUCGCGAUUCUAGCCGGAAUCGUAACCAAAUCCCUGAUUCACAAACUCUCCCCCGCGGUUGUAACCUUAUCCCCACAGUUCCAAGCAUCCCUCCGAAUCUCCGGUCCGUUGUUCUUCGGGUCGAUUCGCGACCGUCCCGCUCGUUAUCUCAACACGCCGUUGACAGUUGUUGCCGCGGGUUUAUCCAAGUGGCUUGAUAUUUACAGUGGUUUAUUGAUGGUCAGAGUUUUGCUCAGUUGGUUCCCCAACAUUCCUUGGGAUCGUCAGCCUCUUUCCGCCAUUAGAGAUCUUUGCGAUCCUUAUCUCAAUCUCUUCAGGAACAUAAUCCCUCCUGUGUUUGAUACGCUUGAUGUUAGCCCUUUGCUUGCUUUUGGUGUUUUGGGUACUUUGGGUUCCAUUCUCAACAAUAGCAGAUGAUACGAAUGUGUUUUGUUUUAUAUUCUAUAGCAAUUAGAGAUUGUUUUCAAUGCGAAAGCUUGGAGAUUGUUUUCAGUAUGUAAUGGCCGUUCUAUAUAUUGUUGUUGGAUUCAAUAAUAUAAUCGGAGAGUUUGUUU